Messenger RNA from Brassicogethes aeneus, 900 nucleotides. Lineage: Eukaryota; Metazoa; Arthropoda; Insecta; Coleoptera; Nitidulidae. The record is from the annotation of a GenBank genome assembly.
AAAGUGGGAAUCUGUACUGUCAUCAAGUGACUUUCCAAGUGACGUGUAAAUAAAUGUUGUCAUAACCUAAAUAAGUUAUUCGUGAUUUUGUAUUUAUUGCUAUUUGUUUUGCUAAAAUUGUGAUAAAAAUUUGUAAAAAUGGUUAUGAUGACGAUGAUAGCCCGUGUGGCCGAUGGCUUGCCAUUGGCCGCCACAAUGCAAGAAGAUGAACAAUCUGGAAGAAAUAUUGAUGAAUAUCAAAGACAAGCUAAAAUGUUAUUUAGAAAGUUAGGCCCCCAAUCUCCUGCCAGAUGCUCAAUUGAAACAGGACCAUGUUUAUUUCAUUACCUAAUUGAGUAUGAAGUAUGUUAUUUGGUUUUGUGUGAAAAAACCUACUCCAAAAGGUUGGCCUAUUCAUAUUUGGAGGAUAUUGCACAAGAAUUUCACAAACAAUAUGGCAAAAAAGUAAAUGCCGUUACCAGACCUUAUACAUUUAUUGAAUUUGAUACAUACAUUCAAAAGGCCAAAAAAUCAUUCUCAGAUUCAAGGUCUAGAAAAAAUUUAAAUGUUAUUAACAAUCAGUUGCAAGAUGUUCAAAGAAUUAUGGUUCAAAACAUUGAUGAUGUAUUACAGCGAGGAACAGUUUUAUCAGAAUUGGAUACUAAAACACAAAAUUUGUCAAUGCUUACACAAAAAUAUAAAAAAGAUGCUACAUAUUUAAAUACGCAAUCUUUGUACAUCAAAUGUGCUGCUGGUGGUAUUGUCUUAUUAGUGUUCUUCCUGUAUUUCUGGGUUUUGUAAAUAAUUUUAAGAAGUGUAUGGUUGUAUAAGGCAUUUUGCAGGACAUAAUUAAUUGCAGUAUAUAUUCUGGUAAUUGUUAUUUUAUAUAUAUGUUAUGUAUUAAAACUAAGGAACAAAGUA